AUACAUACAGAAUAAAGGUUCAUCAAAAUUUUUCGGAGUUAAACAAUUAUUUUACUUCGCAUAGUAUUAAAUUAACAUGGUCACACGAUUGCACAUUAAUGAGAAAGAUUUAGUUAAUCGAGACGAGUCCGAGUUACAUUUCAUGCCAUGUAAAAUUCAUGGAGAUGAAGCUGCGAAUGUUUCCUCCUUUUUUAAGCCUUACAUUCGUAAGCUAGACGAAGAAUAUUAUGAUUGUUCCUUUCGUGGCUAUCCGCUUCAAGGGAAAAAAAUAACUGUGCCUGCUGGAUACAGAGGCAUAAUGUUUAUGGAGAAUAAAAAGACAAACACAGAAAAUAAGGAGAGGAAUUUGUAUUGCACAGGAACUUUUUCACAGUUAAUGUAUUGGAAUUAUGAUAAAAUACCAACUAAGAAUGAUGCUUUUGUGGCAGCAUUAGAUUGGGUCGACAUAGCUAAAGUGUUACAUUCACCAGAAACAUAGAUGAUACCAGAAGCAGAUUAUUUUAAUAAGAUAUAAAAUAAAUAUAUGUUCUUGUCAGA
Molecule: messenger RNA, 537 nt
Organism: Mycetomoellerius zeteki
Lineage: Eukaryota; Metazoa; Arthropoda; Insecta; Hymenoptera; Formicidae
Product: ribonuclease H2 subunit C
Exons: 3
Coding region: 77-478 (133 amino acids)
Biological process (GO): RNA catabolic process
Cellular component (GO): ribonuclease H2 complex
Source: RefSeq, a predicted model, not a curated record